AUGUUUGAAGACUUCUCCUUUACAUCGCCAUCGUCGCGCCCGGCACGUCUAGCCCUAGAGGAUGACCGCUUGAUGGUCGAUACAGACAGCCUAAUUUCACCACUCUCCUCACGCUGUCCAUCACCACAAUCCCGUCUCCGGAACCGCCGCAAUUACCGCUCUCAACCGCCAACUUCAGUCCCAUUCCCCUACGAAGACCACAAAGACAACAAACGCCUCUCCAUAUCAACACUCACUCAAAAACUACACGAACAUACUUUGGCUCCAGGCGACCGCGACCGCAUGUCCCCAGGCUUCUCACCCAACUACCCAGCCUACGUCCUCACACCCCCUGACACAGACCACGACGAUGAAUCCCUAUCUCCCUCCAGCCCGACAUUCCCUCCACACUCGGAAUCCAAUGACGACAUCCGCUCGCGAAGGCAGCAUAUCUCGCGGUUGCAGUGCAACGAGUCCGAAAUCGAGGCUAUGCGGAGUCUGAUCGAGGAGCCCGAAGAGGAAGAGGAUUGUCAUCCGAGUUCGUUACCGCCUAGGCACUCGCCGCGCAGGCGAGCGGUGACGCUUUCCAGGAGUCGGUUUGGGCCGGAGGAGAGGCGGAGGAAGAGUUCGGCUGGGGUCUUGUCGAGUCGGGUUGAGAAGGAUCGUCAUGGUCAUGGUCAUGGCCAUGGACCUGGAAAGAGAAAUGAGGGGCUGAGGAGGAAAAGCCUUGUGAGUGCGGCUUUGGCUUCAAUGGUUGAAAGAGAAUAG
Penicillium brevicompactum is the source of this 747-nucleotide messenger RNA. RefSeq lists its product as uncharacterized. The coding region runs from base 1 to 747 and encodes 248 amino acids. The transcript has a single exon. NCBI's taxonomy places the organism in Eukaryota, Fungi, Ascomycota, Eurotiomycetes, Eurotiales, Aspergillaceae. The record is from RefSeq and is a predicted model, not a curated record.